Messenger RNA from Trichechus manatus latirostris (Florida manatee), 2141 nucleotides. RefSeq lists its product as uncharacterized. The transcript has 2 exons. The record is from RefSeq and is a predicted model, not a curated record. Gene Ontology annotation, cellular component: mitochondrion. Gene Ontology annotation, biological process: mitochondrial respiratory chain complex III assembly. NCBI's taxonomy places the organism in Eukaryota, Metazoa, Chordata, Mammalia, Sirenia, Trichechidae. The coding region runs from base 1485 to 1685 and encodes 66 amino acids.
UAUUGCCAUGUCAAAUAUACUUCCAUAAAACUGUUUAAAAAUAUAACACAUCAGAGUAUCAUGAUUCAUGUUACAAUCUCAAUCCUUCAGAAUCAGUCUCGCAUCAACUUUUUUUAAAAUAAAAAUCAAUUCAGUCAAAGCAAAUUUUUAAAAUGGAUGAAUAACUUUCUGGAAAAGGCAAAACUCUAGAGACAUUGGAAAGAUAGGUGAUUGCCAGGUGUUGUCUGGGGGGUGAGGGGUAAAUAGGUGGAGCAUAGGGCAGUUUCAGGGCAAUGAAACUAUUCUGUAUGAUACUGUGAUGCAUUUGUCAAAACUCAUAGGACUGUACAACGCAAACUGUGAACCCUAAUGUAAACUAUAGACUUUAUAGUAACAACGUAUCAAUAUUAGCUCAUCACUUGUAGCUAACAUACCACAGGAAUGCAAGAUUUAGUAAUAGCAAAAACAGUGUGGAGAUGGGAAGGAGGUAUAAGAAAACUCUACUUUCUGCAAACCUAAAACUGCUCUAGAAAAUAUUAAUUUUAAAAAUGCACAGAUUAAAAACCUCUAUUUCUGGUUUCCUCUUUUUUUGAAGCACCACAGCACAAGGGUAGCUGCCUGGGUUGUAGCUCUACUUCAGGUAUCAAAGGACGCCGCUCUCAAGAACAGUGUUUUUUAACCUGGCACACUCCAGUGUGACCUCACUUUAUAUGCUCUGCUGAGUGUGCAAGUCACUACCCACCCCGAGAAAGUAAACAUGUGCAAUUUUCUUUGCGUGUGAACGGCAAAUGAUGCAAUAAGCCAGUCGAGCCUGAGACUCGGUGUCUCCCAGGGUAAUCCAACUAUAGGGACCGUAGUGAAAACAGCCGGCUGCUACUGGCAAAGGUUUUGGAAUUCCAAAAAAAGGGUAGACACUGGCCGCAACCCAGUACCCUACUUCCGCCCGGGUCACACGCUCACGCCGGCAGCAUUAGUGCCCCCGCUUUCCUGUCCGGCGCGGCCCCUAGCCGAUGGUCUAUUAGUCCGACUCCGCGCGGUGCUCUCGCGCGUCGCAGCACACCUCCUUCCGCCUGCCUGCCGAACAGCUGUCUAGCAAGAGUGCACUAAGCCAUACAGCUUCUCACGGGCGCGCCUGCGCAAGUCCGGGGGAAAGCGGCCUCAGUCCCUCUCGUACAAGAUAAAGGAGUGCGGGGAAACUGCCUGGUGUCGGUCUUCCGCUUGCUGACCAAGACCUGCCUUUAAGUUCUAAAGGGCCAGCCCCCACACUAAUAAACGAUUGAAAGCUGGUCUUAGGCCUGGAAAAGGUGUUCGUCACGUCCGCGCCCUUGUUCCGUAAGUGAGGCAGCCGAGGCGCGGGGACUGGAGAGAGCCCUGGCGUUUGGCCCUGCACUUCCCACAACGUUGCUGUUGGGGUAGUUUCCAGCGCUACCAAGCGCCCCAGCCCCGGCGCCGUUCAGUGCUAGGCUGUGAACCUGUGGCCGAACUCCCCGUCCAGCCUGCCGACCAUGCCCGCCGGUGUGCCCUGGCCCACCUACCUGAAAAUGUUCGCGGCCAGCCUCCUGGCCAUGUGCGCCGGGGCCGAAGCGGUGCACAGGUACUACCGGCCCGACCUGGCAAUACCUGAAAUUCCACCAAAGCCUGGAGAACUCCAAACGGAGCUUUUGGGACUGAAAGAGAAACAACACGAACCUCAAAUUUCUGAGUAGUAGAAGCCUAAAAUACAACUAUACCAAGGAUUCUGUGAAUAAUAUUGUAAAUCUCAAACAUACAUUUUUUAAUUUAUUGAAAGUCAGACUACUUGCCUUAUGAACCUAAUACAAUGUUAACUGCAAGAGGAGGUGCUCAGUAGAUAAGAACUUAUCCAUUGAGAAUUAACUGUGGCUUGGCCAGUAUAUCUUGAAAACUGCCAAAGCUUGUAUCAUCAGCUUCUUGAAUGUGGUGUGGGAGAUAUAUAGUUUUCAGUAUUAUGUGAGAUAUAGUAUUUGCAAUGUCUUCUGCGUUAUCAUUCUGGUUUAUUUUUCUGAAUAAGCUUUGAUUAUAAUGGUGAAUGGGAAUCAUAAAUGAACUAUAAUAAAAGUGACAUUGAUAAUGAAUGUUUAUGGUGUGAAAUUAGUAUCUCUCUAAAUAGUAGAAAGUACUGUAUCUACUAAACUGUAGUAAGU